CGAGACCCGGAAGGGAAACUGGCGCGGGUGGAAGGUUGGGGGUCAAGCGAUCCCUGCGCGAGGCUGGGAGCGGGCAGUGAGCGCGGAGGAGCUGCCGGCGAGGGUCCCGGCCAGCCAGUCACCGCGCAGCGGGCAACGGCCUGUGCUAGGGGAGAUGUGCCACUGUGCAUAUACCCAAGAAAGCUGAGAUAAGCACAUGUCCAGUACUUUAAAAAUAGAGAACGGAUUUUGUGAAAGAACAAGCUAAAGUCAGAUGUACAGCAGUAGUGUGGACUUUGUGCAAGAGACAUCCCUGAAAAUGGAAAACAACGCAACCACAGAAAUUCUGGAAUCUACUAGACCAUCCAUCCUUAAAGAAGAGGCAAUUGCAGAAAGAAAAUGGGUGAAGCUUGAACAAACGACCUACGUUGAUCCCUCAGGUAAAACCAGAAUUUGGGAAACCGUAAAGCGUACUACCAAGAAAGAGGACAGUUCAGCGGAUGGUGUAUCAGUUAUACCUGUGCUACAAAGAACUCUCCACUAUGAUUGCAUUGUCCUAGUGAAACAAUUCAGGCCUCCAAUGGGAGGGUAUUGCUUGGAAUUCCCUGCAGGCCUCAUUGAGGGAAAUGAAAGCCCAGAAAGCGCUGCCUUGCGAGAGUUGGAGGAAGAAACGGGGUACAAAGGGGAUGUCGUUGAAUGUUCUCCAGCUGUUUGCUUGGACCCUGGUUUGACAAACUGCACAACGCACAUUGUGACUGUCACCAUUAAUGGAGAUGAUGCUUGUAAUACAAGACCCAUGCAAAAACCUGAGGAAGGAGAAUUUGUGGAAGUUGUUUCACUACCAAAGAAUGAUCUACUGCAGAGAAUUGAAGAGCUAGUGGCAGAAGACCAUGUUUUAGUGGAUGCCAGAGUUUACGCCUAUGCAUUGGCACUGAAACAUGCAACACAAAAACCCCUCCAAGUGCCUUUUAUGAAGUUCUAAGGCUGCAUACGAAACCUUGUUGAAUACUUCCAGGAUGGAGUCAAAUGGUCAAUAUAGACUUGGAAACUGUAUGUUUUCCUACAAUAAAAGGUCCUGUAGAUUACACACAGUAUUAAGCAAUCAUAGUUCCAGGAAAGAUUGCUUGAACCUAUUUGUACUAUAUAAAGCUUUUCUCUAACUGUUCAACCUCUAACUCUGAAUGGAAAUUAUCCUUUGCAGAAGAAUAAAAAGAAUCAUGACCUGGGUAAGA
Messenger RNA from Mauremys reevesii (Reeves's turtle), 1211 nucleotides. It is a transcript of the gene NUDT5, whose product is annotated as nudix hydrolase 5. The coding region runs from base 254 to 961 and encodes 235 amino acids. The transcript has 11 exons. Gene Ontology annotation, molecular function: ADP-ribose diphosphatase activity. Gene Ontology annotation, cellular component: nucleus. NCBI's taxonomy places the organism in Eukaryota, Metazoa, Chordata, Testudines, Geoemydidae. The record is from RefSeq and is a predicted model, not a curated record. Gene Ontology annotation, biological process: ribose phosphate metabolic process; nucleoside phosphate metabolic process.